GUGAUGGAGGAGGAAAAGCCAUGGGCACUAAUUUCAGAGGUUGGGGGUCCACAUGGCUACCUUGAAGAGCUAGCUGACAUAGUGAAACAACACUUCCAGAUCGUCUGCUACAAAGACUUUCUGCAGAACCCUGUGCUCCACGGUUCCAAAAUCCAGGUUCUGCUGAGUUGGAAGUACUGCCCUGCAGCCAAGCCUUGGUUGCUCAGGUUGCUUCCCUGCCUUAAAGUUGUAGCCAGUGGAGGAGUGGGAAUCGAUCAUCUGGAUGUGCCAUUCAUCAACCGUCUUGGUGCCAAAGUGGCCAACACACCUGGUGUGGUCAGUGACGCCACUGCAGAUUUAGCCAUGGGGCUACUUCUGGCUUCAGCUCGCAACAUUCUUGAGGGUCACCAGAUAGCUACAGACCCAAAAACUGUCCAUAUACCUCAAAAUCUGAUGGGAGUUGAAGUCACACGGGCGACCCUUGGAAUCAUUGGAAUGGGAGAGAUUGGUUACAAGAUUGCUCAAAGAAGCAAAGGAUUUGAAAUGAAGGUUAUGUAUCACAAGAGGACCAGAAGGAGCACCGAAGACGAGCAAGCAGUUGGAGCAAGUUAUUGUGAGAACUUGGAUGACCUGCUCAGGUGCUCAGACUUUGUCAUGAUAGCUGUAAAUCUGACCUCAGAGACAUCAGGCCUCAUUGGCCACAGGGAGUUGUCCCUCAUGAAGCCUACAGCAACACUGAUCAACAUCAGCAGAGGUCUGGUUGUGAACCAGGACGCCUUACUUGAAGCUCUUCAAUCAGGAACAAUUCGUGCAGCGGCCUUAGAUGUGACUCAUCCUGAACCUUUACCAAGGGAUCAUCCAUUGCUUGAACUUCCUAAUAUACUCAUCACUCCCCACAUUGGCAUCUCAACCAUUACCACAGCACGUGGGAUGGUGAAGAAGAUGGUCGAAAACGCCCUGGCUGGAGUGAAAGGGUUACCUGUUCCAAAUGAAGUGUCUCGUCCAGACCAAGCGCUUCUUUUAACAGCCUCCCUGCACACUCCCUGGCAUUCUGCCCGUCCUCUUUGCCUUCUUUCACCCCUACCACUCUUAGGUUCUGACGCUUCGAACGUCCCUCGAGGUCGAGGCAUUUUUCCGAAAGCGAUGUCACUUGCCCACGGAGCGUCUCAACUUUGUUCUCCAACUCCCGUAUUGCAUCGGAUGAGCCGCUAG
Pelmatolapia mariae (spotted tilapia) is the source of this 1191-nucleotide messenger RNA. Its product is annotated as probable 2-ketogluconate reductase. Lineage: Eukaryota; Metazoa; Chordata; Actinopteri; Cichliformes; Cichlidae. Bases 4 to 1191 code for a protein of 395 amino acids. Gene Ontology annotation, molecular function: NAD binding; oxidoreductase activity, acting on the CH-OH group of donors, NAD or NADP as acceptor. The transcript is spliced from 6 exons. The record is from RefSeq and is a predicted model, not a curated record.